Molecule: messenger RNA, 882 nt
Organism: Paraglomus occultum
Lineage: Eukaryota; Fungi; Glomeromycota; Glomeromycetes; Paraglomerales; Paraglomeraceae
Source: the annotation of a GenBank genome assembly
AUGAGCAACUUACCAUUCACCAACAUAACUGUCGCGGGAGGCACCGGAGGGUUGGGUUAUCAUAUAAGCGAAGCCCUGUUGAACGAUGGAUCUUUUAACGUGAAAAUUCUUCGAAGACUGCCAAAAACCGCAAACGAGAAAGCCGAUUUGUUGGCUUCCAAGGGUGCAGAAAUUGUCUACGCUGAUUAUAAACAGCAUGAUGAUCUUGUUAACGUUCUUAGGGGAACCGAUGCGCUAAUCAGUACUGUAGCUCCCGGAAUAGCCAAGGGCAAUUAUGAUUUUGACGCUCUUCAAACUCCGUUGUUGAACGCUGCUAAAGCUGCCGGUGUGAGAAGGUUUUAUCCAUCUGAAUUCGGUAUGGAAGCCGAAAUUGGUGUUCAUGUAGAGACCGAUAGCAAAGCCGCGUUCCGUGAGAAGGUUAAAAAAAGUGGACUUGAGUACACCAACAUUCUGUGCGGAAUGUUUUCAGAAUAUCUUGGCUCGGUUGGGUUUGAUGUCAAAAAUAAGACGGCCAAAUUCUAUGCAGACGGCGAUACCAUAUUGGCCACUAUUUAUCUGGCAGAUGUUGGCAAAUAUACUGCUGAAUCUCUUAAAAUAGAAGCAAGUCGUAACGCUACUCUCAAGCUUGCUAGUUCGAGAUUUUCACUCAACCAGAUAGUUAAAAAGCUUGAAGAAGCUACCGGCUCUGAAUGGCAAGUUGUCGUAGACAAAGACAUCAAACACAGAUUCCUGAAUAAGAUUGAUCCAAUUCCUUCACCAAUGGAUUUCUUCCUAACCAUUAUUAUAGAAGGUUCAUCGUUCCCACAUGUUGAUAAUGACAAGUUUAGUUUCAGCCCUCGUCCUUUCGAUUUCGACGAGUUUGUCCGACAAGAAUCUGUUUGA